UAGACUUCAGCUAUAGUAAGGUGCAUCGUCCGUGCGUUCACGGUUUAUACCAAGAUCCUGUUACCAGUCAGCAUUUUACCGAUCUCUAGUAUUAGAAGAUAAAAAGCGAUAUUUCAGUGAGAAUAACAGAUUUCAGAUAUCGGAACCCACACCUCCCGAAAAGAACAAAGAAUACGGGAAAACAUGAAAAACACCCAAACUGUCCCUGGCUGCCUGACACUUCCCUAUACGUCGCAGAUGACACUUCAGCUACUUGUCCUGGGAGCAUGUCUUUCCGUUGUGUCGCCAUUCGUCUGCCUUCAGAACUACUGCCAAACUGUAAACUGCACAACAGUUACCGAGUUACCUUGCGCCCAGAAUGCCAUCUUAGUGCCAAAUUCAUCAUUCUGUGGUUGUUGCGCCAAAUGCAUCACGCAGCUAAACGAGGGAGACGAAUGUGCUGUGCUUUUACUCCUUGGAGGACCUCCUCCUACCGUGCAGUGCAGAGAUCCGCUUUCCUGUAUCAAUGAGUGUUCACUGGAUCCAUGUUUCAAGUGCUCUGCGUUGGAAAGAGGGGAAUUUUAUCUCCACAGCCCACUGCAUCAGUCACCUCCUUGCCAAAUGUCGGGUGUACAGGAUCAUGUGGACGAUUAACGACCUGUUCACGGCCUUCAGAAUAUUUGCUCUUCUGAACACACACUUCACGUGACAAGGUCUCUUCCACAUAUGCACUUAACCUGCGGAGAAUUUCAGCCGAUUUCACUUGAAGUGUCACCAGAAAACUUUAUGAUAUAGCGUUGUUCUAGUGUCCAACGCCAUUUUGCACUGCUUCUAAUGCAGAAGCACUAUAUGUGUGGAAAUGAGAGUAGUAUUGCCACCAUCAGGUACGAAGGAUAUUUCGUCAUUCUGGUGCAGACACAUUUUGUUAAAAAAAUCCAGGUCAACCUUGAACCACCCUCGUAUUAUAGUUAAAAUUCAUCCAAAUUUUUAAAACAGAAUAUGCACAAAAAAUGGUUGAUGGCUAAACCUUCACAAUGCAGUUGAUUGCAUUGCCAUAUCAUAUUUUGAAAUACAGUAUAUUCAAUAAGUUGAACACAAAUGUCAUUUCCCAGCUUUGCAGGUGGAAUGGCAUGGUCCACUAUCGAACACUACAAGGUCUUUUGCUAUAUAAGCCAAGUACUGUUUCAUAAAAACAACAGAAUCAACUUAUACCUAUAAAAGAGCAGUUCCUGUUGGGAGCUGGGAAGUGAACACUGAGUUAAACUUUGUCAGCGAACACAUUGUUAAAAUAUAAUUUUCAACUACAGGAGCCACAGGGAAAAAAAUAUACAUUUAAUUUCAUCUUGGUACUUGUGUAUGGGUUAUUUACAUUUUAGCAUAGCACUGACAGAAACACUGCAGUACUUAGUGCAUCUUUGAAGGGUGAAACCCACGCCUACUGAAUGCAAGUAAACAUACAUAAUUGAUUUAACAUACAUCACAUGCACACACAAAUUUCUACAUACAAGUGCAAGCAUUCAUAACAAGGAUCAUGUGAUGAGUAUACUAAAACAUUUUGAGUCAUAGUUUUACAUACAAUAAAAUGUUUAGACAUGUAUAACACCACUUCGCUUACAUAUUUCAAUAUGUGUUUCAGUGUGGGAAACAUUUAAAAAAAUUCGGUAUUUAGUUACUCUUCUUCUUCGUGCUCCAGCCAUGUUGACGUGAGGUUAUUUCAGUCAGACAUUUUUUUGCAUUAUAGACAGAAAGGUCCUACCAGCAUAUUUCAAAACAUUUGUUUUUAAGUCACACUUUGUCAGCAAAACAGAGAAGAAAUAUGUCUCCUUGCCGGUGACUCAGUCACCCUGCACCUUUCCUUGUCACACUUUUAUCUCCGGUCAAAUGGGAUAUUUUUUAAUCAGAUCUUACUGGCAUUUAGAGAGAUAUCAGUAGUCAUUUUAGUUGUCAAUCUUUAUAUCUGAUCUGAUUUGUUUAAUGUUUUGGUAGUGAUAGGCAGUACAGUCUUU
Messenger RNA from Zootermopsis nevadensis, 1985 nucleotides. RefSeq lists its product as uncharacterized. The record is from RefSeq and is a predicted model, not a curated record. Gene Ontology annotation, molecular function: peptidase inhibitor activity. Lineage: Eukaryota; Metazoa; Arthropoda; Insecta; Blattodea; Termopsidae. Gene Ontology annotation, biological process: negative regulation of peptidase activity.